Molecule: messenger RNA, 688 nt
Organism: Magallana angulata
Lineage: Eukaryota; Metazoa; Mollusca; Bivalvia; Ostreida; Ostreidae
Product: placenta-specific gene 8 protein-like
Exons: 5
Coding region: 78-587 (169 amino acids)
Source: RefSeq, a predicted model, not a curated record
AAAAAGAAUGCUAGCGUCCAGUGCAAGAUAACAAACCAGACAUUGUCUGAUCUGCUCAAGUCUUUCCAACUUUCGACAUGGAAGGAGGACAGGGAUUCGGUUAUUGGAAUGUUGGUCAGGCACCAGAAACUGGUCCCCAACCUGUUAUUCAACAGCCACAGCAGCCACCUCCCGGGGCAUAUCACUACCAACCCCCAGGAUAUCCACAACCAGUACACCAUCAACAGCAAACAAACACGACCGUUGUUAUCAACCAGGGGCGGGUUGGCCGACCCCCUCCCCGGGACUGGAGCUCCGGAAUCUGUGGGUGCUUUGAGGACAUGUCGUCUUGCUGUGCCGUUUACUGGUGUGGAAAUGGCUGCUACCCAUGUUACUUGUCGUCCAAACUCGACGAAAGCUGCUGCCUACCAUUCUGCCUGCCUUGUUAUCCAUGGCUGAUAGCCCUCCGUGUCAAAAUGAGGGCCGAAAAUAAUAUUCAGGGGUCCAUUAUGGGUGAUUGUUGUUACGUUUGCUGCUGUGCCUCCUGUGUGAUGUGCCAGCUAUCACGUGAACACGACUAUACAAUUGCAAAUCCACAGACCUAUUGAGAACGGACAUGUUGUUAUGGAUUGCUUCAUUCCUUUGAUGCGUAAUUGUGUGUACUUAAACUAUAAUCGCUGUCACACAUUAAACUCAUUAUUUCUAUAAA